Molecule: messenger RNA, 1458 nt
Organism: Arthroderma uncinatum
Lineage: Eukaryota; Fungi; Ascomycota; Eurotiomycetes; Onygenales; Arthrodermataceae
Product: ATP-citrate synthase
Exons: 2
Coding region: 1-1458 (485 amino acids)
Biological process (GO): succinyl-CoA metabolic process; tricarboxylic acid cycle
Cellular component (GO): cytosol; succinate-CoA ligase complex
Molecular function (GO): succinate-CoA ligase (ADP-forming) activity
Source: RefSeq, a predicted model, not a curated record
AUGUCUGCAAAGUCCAUCUACGAGGCCGACGGCAAGGCCAUCCUCAACUACCAUCUCACCCGCGCCCCCGUCAUCAAGCCCUCUCCUCUGGCCCCGGCAGCCUCCCACAACGCGCCCUCCAAGCUCGCCUCCCUCGACUUCCCGGCAGACGUCUCUGUAGAGGCCGUCCUCGACCAGGCAGAGGCUACCUACCCCUGGCUGCUCGUCAAGGACGCCCGCUUCGUCGCAAAGCCCGACCAGCUCAUCAAGCGAAGGGGCAAGUCGGGCCUGCUCGCACUCAACAAGACAUGGCCUGAGGCGAGGGCCUGGAUAGCAGAGAGAGCCGGCAGAGAGCAGCAGGUAGAGUCCGUCGUGGGCGUACUCAGACACUUUCUCGUCGAGCCUUUUGUCCCUCACCCACAGGACACCGAGUACUACAUCAACAUCAACUCCGUCCGAGAGGGAGACUGGAUUCUGUUUACGCACGAAGGAGGAGUGGACGUGGGGGAUGUCGAUGCCAAAGCUGAGAAGCUGCUCGUCCCCGUCAACCUGAAGCAGUAUCCCAGCAACGAGGAGAUCGCGGCCGGCCUGCUCAGCAAGAUCCCCAAGGGCAUCCACAACGUGCUGGUCGACUUCAUCACCCGCCUCUACGCCGUCUACGUCGACUGCCAGUUCACCUACCUCGAGAUCAACCCCUUGGUCGUUAUUCCUAAUGCCUCCAAGACCUCUGCCACCGUCCACUUCCUCGACCUCGCCGCGAAGCUCGACCAGACCGCCGAGUUCGAGUGCGGCACCAAGUGGGCCAUUGCUCGCUCCCCUGCUGCCCUCGGCGUCUCUGCCGCAGCCAAUGCCUCGUCCAAGGUCACCGUCGACGCCGGCCCGCCCAUGGAGUUCCCCGCCCCCUUUGGCCGCGAGAUGACCAAGGAGGAGAAAUACAUCUCCGACAUGGAUGCAAAGACCGGUGCCUCCCUCAAGCUGACCGUCCUCAACGCCUCGGGCCGCAUCUGGACCCUCGUCGCCGGUGGUGGUGCCUCCGUCGUCUACGCGGACGCCAUCGCCUCGGCCGGCCACGUCUCCGAGCUCGCCAACUACGGUGAGUACUCUGGCGCUCCCACCGAGACCCAGACAUACAACUACGCCCGCACCGUCCUCGACCUCAUGCUCAGAGCACCCCUCAGACCAGAAGGAAAAGUUCUCUUCAUCGGAGGCGGUAUCGCCAACUUCACCAACGUAGCCACCACCUUCAAGGGCGUCAUACGGGCCCUACGCGAGGUCGCUCCCGUCCUUGUUGAACAUAAAGUGCAGAUCUGGGUCAGGAGAGCUGGUCCAAAUUACCAGGAGGGACUCAAGAACAUCAAGGCCGUCGGAGAGGAGCUGCAUCUGGAUAUGCACGUCUUUGGUCCAGAGAUGCACGUCAGCGGCAUCGUGCCUCUCGCUCUCAGCGGCAAGACCACCGACGUCAAGGAGUUUGGCGCUUAA